Molecule: messenger RNA, 198 nt
Organism: Alternaria ventricosa
Lineage: Eukaryota; Fungi; Ascomycota; Dothideomycetes; Pleosporales; Pleosporaceae
Exons: 2
Coding region: 1-198 (65 amino acids)
Source: RefSeq, a predicted model, not a curated record
AUGGCAGGUGAGAUGACCGCGGGCAUGCUUAACCAGGAGACGUGGCCAAGAGACUUCAUACCCGAGCAGAGAGCUGGCAAUGUCAAGGAUAUGGCGGGCGCAAUACUGUUCCUCACGAGUAGAGCCGGAGGUUACGUGAAUGGCAAUGUCCUGCUUACCGACGGUGGUCGUUUGAGCAUCCUGCCUGCGACUUACUGA